AUGUCGAUCGUUGAAGCUUCAUCAUCUGCUCAGACUUCUUCUGCUGCUCUCCACAGCACCAAAGCAGUUUCAAAAGCAGGAAAUGUUUCUACUUUUGUCGAAAAACGUCCUACCUCAAAUUUAACUACUAUUGAUACUUUAGGUAAUGAAUUCAAAGUUCCUGAUUUCACCAUUAAAGAUAUCUUAUCUGUGAUUCCAAAACAUUGUUAUGAAAGAUCUUUAAUCAAAUCAUUAGGUUAUGUUGCUCGUGAUAUCAUUCUGAUGGUUGUUAUUGGUUAUAUUGGUCAAACUUUGAUUCCUCAAGUUAAUUUUGAAGGUCAAGAAUCAUUAUCUCAAUAUGUUAGAGGUGGUUUAUGGUGUUUCUAUUCUUACCUUUUAGGGUUAUUUGGAUUUGGUUUAUGGAUCUUAGCUCAUGAAUGUGGUCAUGGUGCCUUUUCUGAUUAUUCCAAUGUUAAUGAUUUCAUUGGUUGGGUUUUACACUCUUAUUUAGUGGUUCCAUAUUUUUCUUGGAAAUAUUCUCAUUCAAAACAUCAUAAAGCUACUGGUCAUAUGAAUAAAGAUAUGGUUUUCAUUCCAUAUACUAAAGAAGAAUUUGUUAAAGCUCGUGGUGUUGAAUUUGUUUCUGAAUUAAUGGAAGAAUCUCCAAUUUAUAGUUUAUCAGUAUUAAUUUUCCAACAAUUAGGUGGUUUACAAUUAUAUUUAGCUUCAAAUGCUACUGGUCAAAAUUAUCCUGGUUAUAAUUUCAUUGCAAGAUCUCAUUAUGCUCCAAGUUCUCCAGUUUUCGAUCCUCAUCAAUAUUGGUAUAUUAUCUUAUCUGAUAUUGGUAUUAUUACCACUUUUACUGUCGUUUAUCAAUGGUAUAAAAACUUUGGAUUCUUCAAUAUGUUUGUUAAUUGGUUCAUGCCAUGGUUAUGGGUUAACCAUUGGUUAGUGUUUGUUACCUUUUUACAACAUACUGAUCCAACCAUGCCUCAUUAUCGUGAUAGUGAAUGGACUUUUGCCAGAGGUGCUGCUGCUACCAUUGAUCGUAAUUUUGGAUUUGUAGGUCAACAUAUUUUCCAUGAUAUUAUUGAAACUCAUGUUUUACAUCAUUAUGUUUCAAGAAUUCCAUUUUAUAAUGCUAGAGAAGCCACUGAAGCUAUUAAAAAAGUUAUGGGUGAACAUUAUAGAUAUGAUGGUGAAAAUAUGUGGAUUUCAUUAUGGAAAUGUAUGAGAAGUUGUCGUUUUGUUGAUGAUGAUAAAGAUGAUGCUAAGGGUGUAUUAAUGUUCAGAAACACCAAUGGAAUUGGUGUGAAACCAAAAGAUUAA
Scheffersomyces coipomensis is the source of this 1308-nucleotide messenger RNA. RefSeq names its product Fad3p (gene FAD3). Gene Ontology annotation, molecular function: oxidoreductase activity. The record is from RefSeq and is a predicted model, not a curated record. Lineage: Eukaryota; Fungi; Ascomycota; Pichiomycetes; Serinales; Debaryomycetaceae. Bases 1 to 1308 code for a protein of 435 amino acids. Gene Ontology annotation, biological process: unsaturated fatty acid biosynthetic process. The transcript has a single exon.